AGACUUAAUGACAUUUUACGCUUAGGCCUUUCCCGUAUACUCCGCAUGCCCAACACCAUCCCCUAAAGCCAUUUCCCACUGCAUCAACAUUGAGAAUCCUGGUCACGUAAUUUUUCAUUGGCUAUGACGCACAUCUCCAUGCGAAGUACACCUUGACAGCGACCAUAUGUAAAAAUAGCUAUAAAUAUGGCGUCAAUCUCUGCUGAUUCUGUACAAAGCGAACAGGCAUUGAUAGCACAAUUCCAUUACCACCACCAUCAAAACAGGCCAAAUCUCUUCGAAAUGUGCUGGCAAAGAUGGAAAACCCCAGCCAGAUUCCCCGACUGCAAAGGGAAGUCUCAAGGAAACUGUAUCCUUUUUGACCCGACCGAGGACCAUGUCCAAUGGUGUAUCGAGGCCGGCCGAAGGGGGAGCGCGUGCCCCAACCCUAUUCCAACGACGGAAACGAGUUCUACUCGGCGAAAAGUGGAUUGCCCAAGGCAUCGCACUCAAAACCCAAAGCCAGACAACACCAAUCCAGGCCCGGAAAUGCAGGUGGUAGUGGUUCGCUUGGUCAAAGUGUUAAGGUUGGAGCUUGACCGGUAGGAAACCACUGCUGGCACUAUCACGACAAAAAUGGACCAAGGCAAGAUGCCUUGAUCCCAAGCAUUGGAUAGCAAAACAGAGCUGGGAAGCUUUUGAUGGUCGGAUUCUUUAUUUGCGCCUUUAUAUUCAACAUAUACUUGGCGAUGAUCUCUCUACUAGUGCAGUUUUUAUGCAGCUUGAAUACAUUGUCUUGACAACACG
Molecule: messenger RNA, 786 nt
Organism: Aspergillus novofumigatus IBT 16806
Lineage: Eukaryota; Fungi; Ascomycota; Eurotiomycetes; Eurotiales; Aspergillaceae
Exons: 2
Coding region: 187-585 (132 amino acids)
Source: RefSeq, a predicted model, not a curated record